This is a messenger RNA of Bombina bombina (fire-bellied toad), 1200 nucleotides long. RefSeq names its product transmembrane protein 121 (gene TMEM121). The record is from RefSeq and is a predicted model, not a curated record. The transcript has a single exon. The coding region runs from base 1 to 939 and encodes 312 amino acids. NCBI's taxonomy places the organism in Eukaryota, Metazoa, Chordata, Amphibia, Anura, Bombinatoridae.
AUGGUGCUGCCACCACCCGACAAGCGUCACGUGUGUCUUACAACAAUUGUCAUCAUGACCAGCAUGGCAUUUAUGGAUGCCUACCUUGUAGAGCAAAAUCAAGGACCACGAAAAAUUGGAGUGUGCAUCAUUGUACUGGUUGGAGAUAUCUGCUUUUUAAUUGUUCUGCGAUAUGUGGCAGUGUGGGUUGGCGCAGAAGUAAAAACAGCUAAGAGAGGAUAUGCCAUGAUUUUGUGGUUCCUGUAUAUAUUUGUUUUGGAAAUCAAGUUAUAUUUUAUAUUUCAAAAUUACAAAGCUGAUAAAAAAAAUGUAGAUACAGUAGCCCGUAAGGCAUUGACGUUGCUUUUGUCCAUCUCUGUACCAGGGCUAUAUUUGGUUCUGGUUGCACUAGACAGCAUGGAAUAUGUAAGGACAUUCAGAAAGAAGGAGGAUUUGAGAGGACGUCUUUUUUGGGUUGCGCUUGAUUUACUUGACAUUUUGGAUAUUCAAGCUAAUUUGUGGGAGCCUUACAAAACAGGACUACCAAUCUGGGCUGAAGGACUCAUGUUUUUCUAUUGUUAUAUAUUGCUCUUGAUUUUGCCAUGUGUCUCCUUGAGUGAAAUCAGCAUGCAAGGAGAACAUAUUGCCCCUCAGAAGAUGAUGCUUUACCCAGUCCUAAGCCUUGUGACCAUAAACAUAGUAACUAUUUUUAUCCGAGCAGUCAACAUGCUUUUGUUUCAAGAUAGUAGAGUGUCAACUAUAUUUAUUGGAAAAAACAUAAUUGCUAUAUCAACCAAGGCUUGCACAUUCCUGGAAUACAAAAAACAAGUGAAAGAAUUUCCUCAAAAUGCAAUUGCUCUAGAACUGCAACAAAAUUCCAUAUCACAUAAUCAGACAAUUCAUACUACUCAAGGGGCUCAUCAUGAGCAGUCACCAUCCAGGGAAAUUAUGGAUACAUGACAACAUUUUAGAUGUUUUCUAUAUUACUUGUUGGAUAGAAUUGCUUCCCAAAAGGAAGACUACAUAAAAGACUGACUGUGUCAGAAAGGGAUGGGCAAAUAUUGCUGUCAGCAUUUCUUUAUACAUAGAUUUUACCCAAAUGUUUAUCACCAGGCAAUUACCUAGCAACACAGAUACAAUGUCAGCUGUUUCCAUUUGUUUAAUGCGAUGCCUUGUAGGGGAACAUCCAUUUAGAGAACAAAACAUGCAUAAUUUCUAAUA